CAUUCUACUCACCCAGUUUACAGCGUGGCACCCACUCUUCCCGGUUACUCGUCGAUUGUGUGAGAGUUCAGAGGUCACUCAGAGGUCGUGUUGAUACUUUUCCGCCUCACACAGAUUUAGCGAGUGAUGUGAUGGCCUUCCUGCGGUUGUUCAUGCGGCGACAGUUGCCGAUGGCCGCGUCCCAGUUGUCCCGCGUCGAGAAGCUCCUACUCCGGCCUCCGAGUGGAGGGCUACACGGCACCUCGCGGUGGCGGAUCGGAGAGAAGGGGCCGUGGGGGAAGAGUCAGAACCGGGGACCGGAGCAGCCACAGCAGUAUCAAUACCAGCACCAGCAGAUGACAGAUCUGGACAGAGCGGACGCUUUGAUACUGAGAAAAUCUCACGAAACAGGUUUCCUGUCUUGGUUCAGAAAUGGUCUGCUAGCAACUGGAAUCGGCGUCCUCGCCUUCGUCCAGAGCGAAAUGGGAAGAGAAGCGGCAUACGUCUUUUUCACCCUGGGUGGAGCCUGCGUGUCGUUAGGAGCCGCCACCUACAUCGGCAGCCUGGUCACCCUGCGCAGGCUGAUGCUGCUGUCCGUGCCCGCUGUGCUCUUCCACGGCGCCAUGGUGGGAAGCGUCGCCCUCUUCUGGCUCUGUGCUGUAUCGCUCUACAUAGGCAGCCUGGAGGUGAAGAUAGUCUUUGAAGACGAGGAGGAAGACGAGUGUCAGGAGUGUCGGGAGAGGCGCGGUCACAGGGGGCACCGUGGCACUGAGGACGAGGAUGGCAAGGGGGGCAACAAGUAGUGCUCUUCUUCUUGGUGUGUGUGUGUGUGUGUGUGUGAGUGUGUGUGCGUGUGUCUACACGAGAAAUAAAGAUGUGGGCCAAAGCCAACGAUCACAAGGCCACUUUCACACCACCCAUCACCAUCAUGGACACUCGCCAGCCAUAAGAUUAGGUACACCUGCACACACUGUAAUCAAUAUGAAGCAGUGCCAUUGUACACCAUUGAAAAGUACAAUAAUACACAAUAUUUUGAAGCAAAGUACCUCCCUGAUACUCAAGUUUGUGCAGUCGUACCUUAUGAGGCGUCUCGUGCGUGGAAUUGUGUUUACCCGAAAUAUACAUCGCUGUGAGUUUGUGUGAGAAUGCGUUUCCUGUUUGAAUUUUUGUUUUAUUUUAAAUAGAAUUCAACAAGGGCUUACAGCUUUUACAGCAGUGUAAGCUUUUUAAUUUGAAAAUAUUUUUUAUUGUACAGUAGUUAAAUUGUUUUUACUUUACACAUGUACACAAUCUAUACAUGUAGAUUGGAGUUUGUUUGUACAUGCAUUUGUUUACUUACUGCUUUGUGUUUGUGUCACCGAGUGAAACAACAUAUAAAAGGA
This is a messenger RNA of Doryrhamphus excisus (bluestripe pipefish), 1361 nucleotides long. RefSeq names its product transmembrane protein 160 (gene tmem160). NCBI's taxonomy places the organism in Eukaryota, Metazoa, Chordata, Actinopteri, Syngnathiformes, Syngnathidae. The record is from RefSeq and is a predicted model, not a curated record.